UUGUAAAUGAAAAAAGUGAAUAGACACGAGCGCGGCUGCACGGGCUCUCCUCUCUCCCUCGCCUCCUGAUCCCAGCCGCCAGGAGGCCCGCGGCCCGCGCGGCGCUCGAUCCGGUGACCGCCGGCCGCCGGACGACGCCGGUAAUGGCAGCACCCUGCACCACCGUUUCCACCUUAGCUCCCCCUCUGCCCCGCGUCCGCAUGCCCGAGCUCCUCCUCUCUCCCGCGCGCCCGAGCUCCUUGUUGUGCGCUGCCCAGGAGGGCUUGCGCUCGCCGCUCGACCAGAGCCACCGCGAGCUGGGCGUCGUUGCACUUGCCGGCGACCUGGCCGUCCCCUCUGCACCGCCCUCCACCUCAAAUUUGGACGAGCAUGUGUUUGUGUAUGUUCUCAGUUAUUUUUUGCACACAAGGUGUUUGUGUGUUUGUCCGAGCCAGUUUCAGUCACAGAUCCUUAAGGAUGCCAUCUCAGGUCAUGGAUCCACUGUGGCCGCUUCGUCCUUCACUGAGGACCUUCUCAUCCCCACAGAGAUCAGAGGUUAUGACUAUGUCAUAGGUGACGUGCGGAAAGGUGACCAACAAGGAGAAGAUUGCAUGAAGAAUUCUUGCUAUCAACUAGGGCUGGAUGCCCCCAGGAAGAAUACUUCAAAACAGGAAAGGAGAGCAGAGUUCAGGGCAUGUUCAGCUCCAUCCAUGCAUCAAGGGAAAUAUAUACGAGGCAAAGGAAUUACGUGUUCUGCUAGAUGACAUAGUACAAGGUUCAGCAGCGACGACAUGAUCUCAAACAUGGCACUGAGUACAAGGCAAAGUUAUGUGGUGGGUCGGAUGGAGAGCUUGGCGCGGCGAUGUGGCAGGCUGCUCUACAGUGGCACUAAUGGAGAGCUCGGUCAACGAUGACGGGGCGACCGACUGAUCUGCGGCAGCGUGGAAGGAGGGCUCGGCGGUCGACACGGUGGCUUGAUCCGCUGUUCUGCGACGUUUCGGAGAACUUCUUGUACUGGUGUGUGUGUGUAUGCAUAGGUGUUGUACUAUCCUGGGCGCUCACUCCCCCAGGAUCCCACAAGUUUGCAUAGAGCUCGGACGUCGGUGGCGGCCUGGCACGCUAAUCUGCCGCCUCCACAUGAGGAGUCGUGAGAUUAGUGCAUCACAUUCAAAAGUCACCGCUCCGUGAUUAGGGCAUUGCAUUCAGGCAUUCAGUAGAUUAGAAGACAUAUUUAGCUAGCACUGGGAUCCAUCGCCAUUGUAGGGCCUUGAAUCUUUUCAAUCCUUGCCAGGACAGUUCUUGCCAUGGACGACGGGUCUCUCUGUGUGGUCUUGGUCCAAAAGCUAAAAUAGGGAAUAAGAUGUGCCUUGCCGUGUGGAGUGUUGGGUAUCUUUUGCACUUGCUCCAUCAGCUGCAGAAACUAUAGCCCAAAUGCAGCAUACUGCUACUAUUUCAUAUCAUUGAUUGAUGAUUUGUUUUUUCAUAAUUGAAUUGGCGAAUGAUGAAAAGGUGUAAUGUUCAGGGAUUUUUGCUAGAUGAUUUGUUGAUCCAGUUUAAUUUUA
This is a messenger RNA of Triticum aestivum (bread wheat), 1541 nucleotides long. RefSeq lists its product as uncharacterized. NCBI's taxonomy places the organism in Eukaryota, Viridiplantae, Streptophyta, Magnoliopsida, Poales, Poaceae. The record is from RefSeq and is a predicted model, not a curated record. The transcript is spliced from 5 exons. The coding region runs from base 144 to 743 and encodes 199 amino acids.